This is a messenger RNA of Caenorhabditis bovis, 1332 nucleotides long. NCBI's taxonomy places the organism in Eukaryota, Metazoa, Nematoda, Chromadorea, Rhabditida, Rhabditidae. The record is from the annotation of a GenBank genome assembly.
AUGGAUGACGAGCAACAACAAAAAAUACAACAAGAAUUCACUGGUGUUGACUAUGAAGAAGCACGUAAUUUGCUAGCGAGGAACAGCAACGAUCCGCAAAUGGCGAUACGGGCAUUCCUCGAUGAGCGUGAGCCUGAAUUAGAAAGAAGUGUUGGUGAAUUGCGCUAUCGCGGACAAAUAGGUCAACCCUCGACUAGUAAUGAUGAUGAAACCGUUAAUCGCGAUGCUAAUACUAGGCCAGUUUUGCCAGUAUAUCACUCUGUUAUCUUAUUUCUCGCACGCCUAGUCUCGUUUCCGGUGAGACUGCCAAUUUUCUUCUUCUCUCUGAUUUACGGGUUCUUUUUCGGGAGAAGUGUAACAAACCGAGUAUUGUUCCGUGAUCAUGUUAUGCAAAAAUAUCCAAUCGCUGCAAUGGAGUUGGACAAUUGGUACACCGGCAACACGUCUGAAAUUAUCGAUACUGUCCAAAAUACAGGCGCGCGGUUUUUAGUUGUUUACAUUCAUAAUCCAAAAAAUUCGGAUCAUGAGGAGCUUCUAAAAGUUCUUCUUAAUACACAAAUGGGAGAAUAUAUUAGUGAGAAGAGAGGCCUUCUAGCUGGAAUUAUGAUCGACGAUCCAUACGCUUUUCAUUAUGCUGGAAGUGGCUACUAUGAGCGUUGGCAUGCGUUCACAAUCUACCUCAAAAAAGAUACCGCUAAUGUCAUCGAAAUGAAGUCACUUGUUAAACGUUAUUCCGAUCCAGAGGAGACUGUGCGUUGCUUGAAGCGCGACAUUGAUGCGAUUCUCAGCGAAAUGAAUUCGGCUGCGUUGAGGAGACGUCAAGCGGAAGAGAAUCGAAGAUUGAUGGAGGAGCAGAAUCGACAAUAUCAGGAAAGUGUUCGACUUGAUCGCGAGCGUAUGCAAAAGCAGAAAGAGGAGCGUGAGGCAAAGGAGCGGGCUGCUCGCGAAGCCGAGGAAAAGCAACGGCUCAGCGAUGAACGUGUCGCGAAAAUCAAGUCGUUCCGCGAGAAUCUUGAAGAUAAAGGACCGAGCACUGGAAGCCAUCAAUACCAGCUUCGCUUUCCAAGUGGAAACCCGCUAAAGCUUAAAUUCCAUAAGAGUGAUCGUGUCGAGUCGAUAUUUGAAGCUGCGAUCAAGUCGCCAGAUUGCCCAAUCUUCUUCCAGGUUCAUACAAUAAUGCCGAAGAAUGAUAUUCCGUGCUUGCCGGAUUGGUACUAUGAUAUUUUGGUCGACGAGGAGAAGGAGCCUGAAGAAGGAUGGCGGCUGAAGGAUGUGACUUUCGAAGAAGCGGGUGUCGAGCCAGGAUCGACAAUCUACGUUGAUAGUCUUUGA